Molecule: messenger RNA, 3207 nt
Organism: Aspergillus eucalypticola CBS 122712
Lineage: Eukaryota; Fungi; Ascomycota; Eurotiomycetes; Eurotiales; Aspergillaceae
Exons: 5
Coding region: 1-3207 (1068 amino acids)
Cellular component (GO): membrane
Molecular function (GO): protein-folding chaperone binding
Source: RefSeq, a predicted model, not a curated record
AUGAUUUCCGCAUCACCGGUUCCCGUGGGGUCCAGCGUCUUUUUUACUUUGGCCCUCCUUACGAUCUCUGUGCUAGUUUUGUUACUUCUGCGACGCUUUCUCACUCUCCGCGCGACUCCGGCCUACCUUUCCAUCCCCGUCUUCCUUGCACUCGCGCUUCCGGCCAGUGUAGUUCUUCUAGUACCAAUUGAUCUAGCAUCGAGUUCGCGCGAUGGCGGAGGCCCCACGGCCAUCUGGCUACCCGACCGUCUAAUUCUCGUCUCCUGGCGCAUUGCUUACUGGCUAAUCUUUGUGCUGACAUGGGCCAUCCUUCCUUUACUCGGAGAAUACAUUGAUUCGGGCUACCGUGAUCCGAAGGGUCGCAUUCAAUAUUCUAUUCGUUCCAAUGCGCGGUACCAACUGAUUGUUCUGUGCUGUGCAACGGUCGGAUUAAUCUACAUCUCGAUCCAGAAUGGCUUUGAAUUCACCUCGAUUAAGACGCUAGUGAUGGCUCUUGCAUAUGUUUGGGGUCUGGUUCUGGCCAUCUAUCUGAUGGGUCACGGACUUGUGUCCAUUCCCCGCACGCUCUUCCGUAACUCCAACGUCAGUGGUCGUCUGCGAAGAAUCCAAGCACAUGCUCCGAAACUGCACGACCGUUUGAUGGACGCCAUUAACGACCUGGAAAGCUUGGAGUCGCAAGUUGCUCAAUUGCAGCGUCGCAAAACGGGCACCGCUCGUGAUUUUCAGGAAUGGAUCGAUGAAUUGGCAGAGACGUCGAACCCGCCCGAGCUGCGUUCGGGGCUCUUGGAACAUGCGGACGGGCCCGGCACUAUCCCUGCCGUCAUUACUGAACGUUACCUUGCGGACUUGACCCGACGUCUUCAGCGCGCUCGGCAUCAGAAGGCUCGCUUCGUCGAUGAGUGGGAUCGCUUGGUCCUAUCCGCAGCGGACAUGCAGGCAAUUAUCAAUGCGUCGGCAUCUAAGAAGCUCGAGUUUAUUCACUCCCCCCAUCGAUCAUCUUGGCUCCCGAGCCUGAACUUCCUGAGUCCCUAUAUGCGCUACCACCUCUAUGUGCAUGUCAUUCCAAACGUACGACUUGCACUAGGCGCAGUUUUCUCGGCGGCCUCCGUGUGCGUUGUCUGGUCGGAGUUGGUCAAGUCCUUGGCGCCUCGGCUAUCCGUUGUGACGCUUUCUAUAGUUUCUUACCACAAGGAGCCUGCGCCGGUUGACUUUGGGCGCCAAUUGAUUGCCUCUGCUUGGCUGCUGUACAUGUGCUCGGCAGCAUUAGUGGGUGUGAACGACGCCAAAGUGUGGGGCAACCGUGCUUUGGUCCGCCGAAACACGUACGGGGAGAGCGCCUGUUGGUAUGCGGGGCUAGUCGCCAGACUGACGGUUCCCAUCGCUUACAACUUCUUGACCUUUUUGCCUGCGACCGUCCGGCAGAACACUACUUUUUACAAGUUCUUGGGCCGGUUCAUUGAUCUUACCCCGCUCGGAAAGGGCUUUGAUUACUUCUUCCCGGUCUUCAUUCUGGUGCCUAUCGGUGCCACCCUAUUCAAUCUCUACGGUCGCGUCCAGAAUAUCUGCAGCUGGGGUCUCCUGGAAGAAGAAGACGAUGAUCUGGAGAACAACCCCGGUGGCUACGGACUAGGUGGGUGGCGAGAGGGGCGUGAUCUUAUCGACCGGGAGCUCAACGGCCUCGGCUCUUUGGGACUCUCCCCUCGUGGCGGUCGGUCACCUCGCCCGUCCAGUCGCAUUGACGAUGACGCGCCAGCAUUCUCCUCCUCUCGCACCGCGCUGCUGGAGAGUUCUAGAACCCCUCGGGCCUCCAGAGGUACACCCGCCACGACUCCGUUGAUGGAAGAUGAGGAUGAAGAUAACUUUUUCCAGUCCUUCGCUCAUCGAGUGAAGAACACAUUUGAAACCGCCAGCAAGCCCCAGUGGCUGCAGGGCGACUCCUUCCGUCUUCCCAGAUGGAUGGGCAGCGAAAGCAAUGAGGGUGAUAGCGGACUGGCAAGGUGGUUUGGUGGUCGACCAGCACCUGGUGGAGUCCGACUACACUUUUACAUGCGAUACCCAACAAAACACGAUGAAUAUCACAACCACGUCACCACCAACCUCCCUCCGUCUUUGUACACUCUCCACCAUCAACUCGUCGCCACGCUCUCAUCAGCCAAAGACUCGACUCCCCUGCGCCUGCUUACGCCUUGGCCCGAACUACUAGCGGACCACCCCGACAGCGCAUACACCACACCCGUCGCUUACACUCUCAUCGUCUGUACAAUUGUCAUUCUCGUCAUGUCCUGGCGCACUCCGUUCGCCAACUUGUGGCGCCGUGGUUACACCAACGUCGACAAUACCCCCCAAGUCACCGACAACGACUACAGCUACAUCACACAAGAUGAUAUCGUUAACCCACCCGCAAACACGUAUCGCAAUCAAUACGCAGGAGCGGAGGACACCGAGCCCGACACUCUUAUUCUGAAACACCGCAAGGAAAAGUACGAUCUGCACUUCCCGGCUUACGCUAUCAACGACGGCGCCCUCAGCGUGGGUCAACUGAGACAGCGGGCAGCGGAGGCGACGCGCACCCCUGAUCCGAAGCGGAUCAAACUGCUCUACAAGGGGAAGUUGUUGGACAACGACUCGUUGCCGUGUCGGUCGGAGGGUCUCAAACAACAGUCGGAAGUGCUGUGUGUCGUCUCCGGAGUGGAGCCGGGGGAGAGCUCGCCCAGUGAAUUGUCCGAGGCGGAAGCUGACAGAAACGCGGAAUCCGCCCGUCAGGAGGGAUCUGGUCGCAAGAAACCGAAGAACAAGAAGCGCAACGGCAAAAAUAAGAAGAAGAGCGGAAAGCAAGGCGACGGUUCAAAUAGCCUCCCACCUCCCGCCGAAGAACCUCCGCGCCCGUCCAACGGAGCCGGCAUGCCGCCCCCAGCACCCAAUUUGAAGUCGUUCAACAACCCGAUCGACCAAGUGAACGCCCUGUCGUCGUAUCUGCAGCGGGAGCUCGUCCCUCUCUGCGAGGAAUACAUCACGAACACCCCGGCGGAUGCCAAGUCGCGCGAGUUCGAGUAUAAGAAGCUGACGGAGACAAUCCUGGCGCAGGUUCUUUUGAAUGCGGACAACAUCAACCCCGACGGUGUGCAGGAGAUCCGUGAUGCGCGUCGGGCUCUUGUCAAGUCAGCUCAGAACGCGCUCAACAGUCUGGACCAGGUCAGCAGGACAUGA